AUGGCCUUCCCGAGAACUAGCACGAUGUCGCCUCGAUGCUGGUCUAGGCAUGGGACGAGCCGCAUCGGCAGUGUCGUCCUCCCGAUGGCAUCACGUCACAGAGCAGCCUGCACCAAGUCGUCUUCGCAUGCGUCGUCACCCACCUCACCGUCACCUUCAUCAUGCACCCCCAAACCAUGUCCCAAGUCCACACCAUCACCGACGUCACUGGACUUCUGGUCGUCCCCUUCAACAUGGCGCAGGGCGGGCCUCAACACAACACGCUGUCUCGUCGGCUGCACCUUUGGCGACUUCUCCGCCAUGUGGUUCCUCCAGUCCUUCCACCCCGAGCUCGGCACCGGCGCCAUCAUGGCCAUUGCGAUGGCCAGCGGCCUCGCCUCGUCCAUGACCCUCGAGACGGUCCUCCUGCGCCUCGGCCGCGACAGGCUCUCCUGGGGCGUCGCCGCCCGGACCUCCGCCGGCAUGAGCCUCAUCUCCAUGCUGACCAUGGAGGCGGCCUCCAACACCGUCGACUUUCACCUGACGGGCGGCGAGGUCCGCUUUGACGACCCUGCCUUUUGGGUUGCCGCCGUCGUCGCCAUGGGCGCCGGCUUCCUCGCGCCGCUGCCCUACAACUACCUGCGCCUGCGCAAGUACGGCAAGGCCUGCCACUGA
Verticillium dahliae VdLs.17 is the source of this 654-nucleotide messenger RNA. RefSeq lists its product as uncharacterized. The coding region runs from base 1 to 654 and encodes 217 amino acids. The record is from RefSeq and is a predicted model, not a curated record. The transcript has 2 exons. Lineage: Eukaryota; Fungi; Ascomycota; Sordariomycetes; Glomerellales; Plectosphaerellaceae.